AUGGCUAAGGAAGUGUGUAAAAUAUUUCACGAUGUUGAUGAGUGUUUUAUGGAUGACAAGCCUGAUUUUAAUAAAAUAAAUAAAAUUGGGAAUUACAUGCAGGACUGCUAUAAUAAUAAUCCAUCAGAACCACAUAAAUGUAAAGAGAAUCUUCAAGUAAUUAUAGCUCUAUGCUCACAUCUAUUUAUUGAAUUACAAAAAAUUUCCAAUGGGCCACAGAAACGUGAAAAUAAUGAUAACCAAUAUGUUGAGUACGUUAUGAUGUGGCUAGGUUAUAGAUUAUUUCAAACAGAAACUUAUAAUUCAACAAUCUUAAGGAAUUUUUAUAAUAAUCAUUUAAUGAAAUCGGAUAUAUUUAAUAAACAUACCGAUUUAAUAAAGAAAACAGAGCAUUUAAAGGAGGUCAAUCUUUAUUAUAUGUGGCGAUAUUAUGAGUUAUUUAAAGAAGUAUGCUAUAUGACUUUGAAAUAUUCACCAAAUAAACUCGAUAUGAGAAAAAUUCAAAACGAUUUUAAAGUUUUUCAAAAGAAGUAUAAAAUUCUUUAUAAUAAUAUUAACGAAUGCAAUUCAUAUCUUAUUUUAUUAAAUAGUAUAAAAGUAGCAUAUGGCCAAUUUAAAAAAAAUCUUAUUAAGAAUGCUCCAAAUCACAAAGUAAAAGAACUACAUUCUAAUCUUAAAGAUCUUAGCCCUAGAAUAAAAUUAGAUAAAGGAGCUACAUCUGGAUUUAUUUCCCGAGGAUGCAAAAACGUAAAUUCAAAGGCUGUGAACAAACCCUUCAAACCUGGGUCAAAAGUUCCAAAAGCUAAACCAGCGGAAUCAUCACCACGUCCACGUCAAUCACAAAAACCAGAAGAGCCAGCUACAAAAUCAGCAGCAUCAGGUGAACGACCACCGACAUCAUCAUCACCAUCGCUGCAGAAAGUACUACCAGAACCACCACAGGUACCACAGCCACAAGUACAAGUACCUGUACCACCUGCAAAACCAGAAUCUACAAAACCUAAAACAGAGGGAUCAUCACCCUCAAAAUCAUCACAACCAGCGUUAUCAUCAGUACCAUCGACAGAAUUAAAACAACCAAAACUACAACCAACAUCACCAUCGCUAGAAACACAGCCAUCAGUAUCGGACACAACGACUCAAAAAGGAUCACACGAUUCUCAAGGUGUAUCAAAUGGUGGAGCUGAUCCAUUACCAAAGCAAGAGAAUACAUCAAAAGGUCCAGAUAGUGACCAACAUAAUUCACCAGGUCAAAUAAAAGAGCAAGGGGGCGAUACAACAGAUAAACCAGAGCGACCACAAGAUGGUCAACAGGAAAAUUCAGGCUCUAAACAAGAAAAUUCAAUUGAUGUGCCAAAAAAUGAUACAGAAAUGAAAACCCCCCCACUGAAUGUCCCCUCGACAAGUAUCAAAUCACCAAGUCAAGGAGCACCAGAAGAUCCAAAAAAAACGAAAACAGGGGAUAAGGAUAGUUCUAUUCUACCACAAAUAAAGGACCAACAAGGAAAAUCCUCACCAUCUGGGCUGCCUGCAAUGCCUUCAAAGGUGUUACAAAAUGAUAAUUCACACCAAUCACGUCAAAUAACGGAUUCACAUAUUCCUGGAGGUGUAUCACCUCCCUCAGUUAGUGAAUCAAAGGAUACAGACAAUAUUAAAGAACCUAAAGAAAACAAACAAGGAACUGUAGGGGAUGAACAAAAAGAUUUAGGAGGGGGAAUAGGAAAUGAAACGAAUCUCCAAAGCAAUCCAAUCAUCCAUACCCCAAUUCCAGGUACCAAUCAAGGAGGUGGAUCAGUAGGUUCGGGUAGUGGAAUAAAAGGAAAUGGAAUAACAGGAAUAGAUGAUGGAUAUGUAUUAAAAAAAUACAAAAAAAUUGUAAUUUCAAUUAUAGUUAUUCUAAUACCCAUUACUUUAACUAUUCUGUACAAGUAUUUGUCAUUUGGGCGGAGAAAGGAAUUGAAAAAAAAAACAAACAUGAAAAAGGUUAUAAAUUCAAUUGGAGGAAAAAAACAAAUACAAAUAAUUAUAAAAUCAUCUAAUCAAAAAAAGAAUACUAAAAAAUCUAUAAAUUCCGUUUAUAAGGAAAAAUCUCCAUCAUUAAAUAUAUACAAACUUAUGCAGGCUGGUCCUGUGCCGUUUAUUAAUUUAUUUUUUUUGUUGAUUUUUUUUGUUUAUAAAAGAAAAGACGAUUCUUUGGAAUUAUAA
This is a messenger RNA of Plasmodium vinckei vinckei, 2205 nucleotides long. RefSeq names its product CIR protein PIR protein. The transcript is spliced from 3 exons. The record is from RefSeq and is a predicted model, not a curated record. NCBI's taxonomy places the organism in Eukaryota, Apicomplexa, Aconoidasida, Haemosporida, Plasmodiidae. The coding region runs from base 1 to 2205 and encodes 734 amino acids.